Molecule: messenger RNA, 867 nt
Organism: Schistosoma turkestanicum
Lineage: Eukaryota; Metazoa; Platyhelminthes; Trematoda; Strigeidida; Schistosomatidae
Source: the annotation of a GenBank genome assembly
AUGUUAUGGGUUAUCAAGUCCAUUGAGGUAUUGGCCAUUCUGUUUCCUAUUAUGGUCUUAGCUAUGUGUUUCAUACGUAAAGGAUUAGAUUUUAUAUUUACACAAGAAGAAUUAAAAUGGUUAGAUCAAGUUUUACCAAAUACUAAACGUAAACCAUUUCCACAUUCAUUAAUUACUACUGUACCAAGUAGUAAUGAUUUUAAUAAGAAUGCAAAAUUCUCAAGUAGUGCAAAUCUUUUACAAGACAAGAAAAUAUCUCAAUCAGAAGAAAAGCGUAUCAAUAUCACAGAAGAAAUGUCAAAAACAUCAAUUUGGCGCCAAUUAAGUGGUGCAGAUAUCAAUAAUGAAAAUAAGAAAACAUCUUAUAAAUCAAAAGAUACAAAAUCUGAUAACAGUAAUUCAUCAAAAAUACGACAUCGUAAAGCAAAACACCUUCCAUCCACAUCACCUAGUGAUAAUGAUAAAACUAUUGGAACUGAAACUACUCACUUGUCUAAUAGUUCUACAACAACAACUACUACUGCUACUGCUACUACUUCUCCUGGUACUAGUCAUAAUAAUAAUACUAACGGUACCAAUGAUCAACCAAUUGUGUUUUGUAUUGAUCCUAAAGAUACAAAAACACAUUAUACAAAAGUACCAAAUAUCACAAACACUACUACUACUACUCCUACUCAUAGUAAUAUCAAGAAAGAUGGACACGCUGAUAAUAUACCAUUAUUGGAUACACCAAAAAUUAUGAUCAAUCCACCAUCGAAUCAAGGAUCACCAGAAACACUACAUAAACGUCCAAGACAACCAGGACAACCACACCAACAACCACACCAGCAACAACCGCAACAUCAACAACAUGUAAAACGCAUUUAA